CUACGAUCGCGAAGCGACGCUCCGACGCGAGUUCCCGACGUUCGCUAGCCAACAUAACACGUGCCUAUCAUACAAAAUGUUCCACGAACGGCAAGAUAUCAAACUAAUCCGUUUAGUUAAAGAACAACCAAUAUUGUACGAUGUUAACCAUUCCAAAUAUAUGGACUUUAAUACGAGAGAAGUCGCGUGGCAAAAGAUAGGAGACGAGCUACAGAAGUCCGGCAGUGACUGCAAAAUACGUUGGGUAAACAUAAGAGAUGUACACAGACGUAUUUUGAAGAAGAAUCUAUCGGACCCCGUCCACCCGCCGCGCAGGUACAAAUAUGACAAUGAGAUGGAAUUCAUGAAGUCCUUUUACAAAGACGUGGUGAUUCUAUCCAUGGAUGAUGAUGAUGAUGAUGAUGAUGAACAAUCAGACGACUGGCAGAAGUCGAUCACUGAGACAGCCGGGGUUGGAGCUGAAGAUGAUGAGGACGAAGACUUGGAGACAGUUCCUAAAAAGAAAGCUAAAGCAGCAAAACCAAGGUCUAAGAAGAAAAAAGAAGUUAAUCAAUCAGCUUUUGAAGAAGUUAAUCAGACAAUGCCGAGUUUCAGUGAGGCUCAGCCUUCGGAACUCGACCCUGCAGACCCAGUUGAUGCGUUCCUGUUAAGCAUUGGUUCGACAUUAAAAACUUUUUCGCCGUAUCAUUUGAAUGUAGCAAAAUCGAAGAUAUUUGCGGUCGUACAAGAUCAUGAUUUGCAGCAAAUAGUUGAGAAGAGACAAGAAAACUCUGAAAAAGUGACUACGAGUGAUGCUUUGUUUGAUCAAUAAAUUAAGAUUUUAAUGUGAUUUAUAAACGUGUAAGAUUACUGAGGUUGACGUUAUUAGUUAAGCAAGUGACUCUAAAAUGUUGUGUGUUAAAAUAAGUCUAAGCUUAAGAUACUCAGUAUUUUAAAGUGACUCUAAAAAAGGGAGGUUUUAAAUUUUUCUGUUUUUAUUUUUCCAGUUGUGUUCAAUUGUGUUUCCCAUUUUUUUUUUUAAAGAAUAUGUCUCUUUCUUUGUAUUUCGUGUUCUUGGACUCAAAGUAAUGAAUAAAUAAUUUUAAUUUCUAAUUUGUUUUGUGCACUGAAUGUCAAAAAAUUUUGCUCUACUUGUUCAAACGCGGAUAACUGUCGAGUUUCCAUAGUAGUGUCGAGUCGUGAGCGUCGGUCGAUAACUCACACACACAGCGGCAGCGUCGCGUGGCCUCCUCGGAACAGCCGCACACUAUGCGACACGAGACGACUGGCUGCCGACUUUUUUGUCGCACUCACGUGUUGUUUCGUAUCAUUUUGGCUUUGUUUUGUAAAAAAUCAUAAUCUUUCUUGACUAAGUAUUCAAUAUCAUAAGGAUUCCAUUUUUGUUUUAGUAUGUAUGUUUCCGAAAAAUAAUUAUGUAAUGGUAUGUUUUAUAAUUAUGGUCUGAAUUUUGAUUAAGAUAGGUAAAUGAUUGUGA
Messenger RNA from Helicoverpa armigera (cotton bollworm), 1474 nucleotides. RefSeq lists its product as uncharacterized. The coding region runs from base 77 to 811 and encodes 244 amino acids. NCBI's taxonomy places the organism in Eukaryota, Metazoa, Arthropoda, Insecta, Lepidoptera, Noctuidae. The transcript has 2 exons. The record is from RefSeq and is a predicted model, not a curated record.